Molecule: messenger RNA, 2397 nt
Organism: Lathyrus oleraceus (garden pea)
Lineage: Eukaryota; Viridiplantae; Streptophyta; Magnoliopsida; Fabales; Fabaceae
Product: ABC transporter G family member 5
Exons: 2
Coding region: 365-2203 (612 amino acids)
Biological process (GO): transmembrane transport
Cellular component (GO): membrane
Molecular function (GO): ATP hydrolysis activity; ABC-type transporter activity; ATP binding
Source: RefSeq, a predicted model, not a curated record
ACAAAAAAUUAUCACUCAUAGUAUUGAGUAACAUUAGUUGCAACCUAUAUCAAUUACUAUUAUUUAUUUAUUUUUGUUAGUAUGUAGUAAUAGUUAUUAUUGAUAUUAAAUUUACACAAACAUCUAAAUAUAUAAAAUUGGUAGAGAAAUGCACGUGAACCUUUAUAUACAAACUUCGAGGACCUCAUUGUCAUUGCAAACCACCCAUUGUUUCACUGUCAGUAGCUGAGGCCAAAAUCUUUGAUUUAAAAAACAGCACACAACAGAGAGGAAGAGAACCAAAUAAUGGGUUUGGUAACUAAAAGAGAGUAGAAUAAUCAGAGAGAAAGAAGAAGAAGAAAAAAGUUAAAACAAAAAACAACCUAUGAAACAAAUGAAGAUGCAAGGUUGUGAGGUUGAAGCCAUUGGCAUAAACUACAAGAUCCACACAAACAGAACAGAACACCCUUUUAAAAUCUUCAGCAAAUCACCACAACUAGAUAAUACUAAUGGUCAAGAAACAGAGGAUGAGGAAGAAGGAAGAGGAGAUGAAAAAAGUUGCACUGAAGUGAGGCAUGUACUCAAGAAUGUGAGUUUUCAAGCAAAACCAUGGGAAAUUCUAGCAAUUGUUGGACCAAGUGGAGCUGGAAAAUCAUCACUACUUGAGAUCUUAGCAGUUGAAGAAACCAUGAUGUUCAGUGCAAGGCUAAGGCUAAAACUUCCUCAACAACAACUAUGUUCAAGGGUCAAGUCACUGAUUCAAGAGCUUGGACUUGAUCAUGUUGCCGGGACUAGAAUCGGCGACGAUCGAGUCCGAGGUAUAUCAGGCGGGGAAAGGCGCAGAGUUUCUAUUGGUGUUGAAAUCGUACAUGAUCCAAAAGUUUUGAUUCUUGAUGAACCAACUUCUGGGCUUGACAGUACUUCAGCUUUGCAAAUUAUUGAUAUGCUCAAGGUUAUGGCUGAAACUAGGGGAAGAACUAUAAUACUAAGUAUUCAUCAACCUGGUUUCAGAAUUGUGAAGCUGUUCAAUUCAUUGUUGUUGUUGGCUAAUGGUUCUGUGUUACAUCAUGGAAGUGCUGAUUUAAUGAGUUUGAAUUUGAGAUUAAUGGGUCUAGAGCUUCCUCUUCAUGUUAAUGUAGUUGAAUUUGCUAUUGAUUCCAUUGAUACCAUCCAGCGACAACAACAAUGUCAGGUGGAAACCGAAACGCCGAGGCUAUUGCAAGGGACAAUGCAACAGAAGAAAGGUGCUGAUAAUGAACAACAACCAGGUGAGAGUAAAAUUGGUAAGUUCACUUUGCAGCAGCUAUUUCAACAAUCUAAAGUAAUUGAUGAAGAUAUCAUCAAUAAUAAAGGAACUGGAAUGGAUUUCUCUUAUGAUUUUGCUAAUUCUAGAUUGAGAGAAACCAUGAUUCUAACUCAUAGAUUCUCCAAAAAUAUAUUCCGUACAAGAGAGCUAUUUGCAUGUAGGACAAUUCAGAUGCUGAUUUCAGGACUAGUUUUAGGAUCAAUCUUUUGUAACCUCAAAGAUGAUCUAAAAGGAACAGAAGAAAAGGUUGGUCUAUUUGCUUUUAUAUUAACCUUUCUGUUAUCAAGCAGCAUCGAAGCUCUACCAAUUUUUCUACAAGAAAGGGAAAUUCUCAUGAAAGAAACAUCUUGCGGAAGCUACCGUGUGUCGUCUUAUGCUAUUGCAAAUGGACUAGUUUACUUGCCAUUUCUUCUAAUCCUAGCCAUUUUGUUCACAGUUCCUUUAUACUGGCUUGUUGGUCUCAACACAGACUUCACUGCUUUUCUGCACUUUCUGUUACUGAUAUGGCUUGUUCUUUACACGGCUAAUUCAGUUGUGGUGUGUUUCAGUGCUCUUGUGCCUAAUUUCAUUGUUGGUAAUUCAGUGAUUAAUGGUGUUAUAGGUUCUUUCUUCUUGUUCUCUGGUUAUUUCAUAUCAAACCAUGAGAUUCCUAAUUACUGGAUUUUCAUGCAUUAUAUAUCACUUUUUAAGUAUCCCUUUGAAGGGUUUCUGAUCAAUGAGUUCUCAAACUCAAAAAAGUGUUUGGAGUACAUGUUUGGUGCAUGUGUGAUGAAGGGAGAGGAUGUGCUUAAAGAAGAAGGGUAUGGAGGAGAAGGUAGCAGAUGGAAGAAUGUUGGUGUCACUGUUGGCUUCAUCAUGGUUUACAGAUUCAUUUCCUAUGUUAUUCUGAGAUACAAAUGCUCAGAGAGGAGGGUCUAGAGCCUAUGGUGAGUCUCUCUCUCUCUCAAUCACUUUCUCUCUCUAUGGAGUUCACAUGUCUUGGAUUUUACUUAUGAUGGCAACCAUAGAAGAUAAUAUCAACCAAAAAAAGUGUAAAGAAUUGUAGAUUCUGCCAGUGUCAACAAAUUGUACUAACAUGAUAUUAUUAUUAUUAUGUUGGAUUUUUGUUUUUA